Messenger RNA from Musa acuminata AAA Group (dessert banana), 808 nucleotides. RefSeq names its product 1-aminocyclopropane-1-carboxylate oxidase-like. The record is from RefSeq and is a predicted model, not a curated record. Lineage: Eukaryota; Viridiplantae; Streptophyta; Magnoliopsida; Zingiberales; Musaceae. The transcript has 2 exons. The coding region runs from base 147 to 488 and encodes 113 amino acids.
AGUCAAACAGCGCUAAUGUGAGAAAGGUUGACCGGCAAGAUUUGGUUGGUUCCUCUUUGCUUCCUCUGAUUGGUACGUGAGAGUCAAUUCUCUUCAUCCAUUGAAGCAGCAGUUUGCAACAAAAGCUUGGUUGCUUCUUGUUGGCAAUGACGAUUCCAGCCAUCGAUUUCUCGAAGUUGGAUGGCAAGGAGAGGGCUGAAGCUUUGGCGCAGAUUGCCAGUGGAUGCGGAGAGUGGGGAUUCUUUCCGCUAGCGAACCAUGGGAUCCCGGUGGAGCUUCUGGAACGCGUGAAGAAGGUGUGCUCGGAGUGCUACAAGUUGAGAGCAGAGGGCUUCAAGCGAUCCAAACCUGUGCAGAUGCUGAACAAACUGGCGGAGGAAGAAGAAGAAGGCGGCGAUGCUAAGCGCUUGGAUGACGUGGACUGGGAGGAUGUCUUCGUCCUCCAGGAUGGCAACCAAUGGCCGUCUAAUCCUCCAGUGUUCGAGUGACCUACCAAUUAGCUGCUAAUUAAAGUCGUGUCCUCUCUGUUUCUGCCAUUGGAUCGACGACGAUAUGCUCCCUACAAUAACUUGCAGGGAGACCACGAGGGAGAGAAGGGAAGAGCUGCGGAAGCCGGCCGAGAACCUGGGCUUCGACAAGAGCAACAAACCCAUCUAGUUCGUUAGUGGACUUUUUAGGGUCCGGCCCAAUAAGCCCAUCUUGUUUAUUAGGAUACCGAAAGAAAUAGGGUGGAUUUCUGAAAGAAAAAGAAAACCUUUUUUUUUUAUUCACCCCCCUUUUUUAUUUAAUGCACGGAGUAUUUCUUUUC